Necator americanus (New World hookworm) is the source of this 846-nucleotide messenger RNA. RefSeq lists its product as uncharacterized. NCBI's taxonomy places the organism in Eukaryota, Metazoa, Nematoda, Chromadorea, Rhabditida, Ancylostomatidae. The record is from RefSeq and is a predicted model, not a curated record. The transcript is spliced from 10 exons. The coding region runs from base 1 to 846 and encodes 281 amino acids.
AUGCUUGCGGCAAAAGAAAACUUUUAUGAGGGAACUGCGUAUAGAAGCUCAGAAAGUUGCACAAAUGGCAGUAGUUUAAUAGAAAGUUUGAGCGGUUCUACUGAUUAUGAAUCUGUCCUUGCUGGUCAUCGCCAUUAUCCCAGUGAGCCAACCCAAUGGUCAUUUCCAGAUUCCGAAAUCAGUGACCCCGUAUACGUCCGCGACAGUAGUGUUUCAUCAGUACUCCCUCCACUUCCAAGGGUCGAUUCUGAGUCCAAUUUAAAUCCUGAUGCACGUAUCGAAGAACAUUUCAUAGGUGUUCGAACAAGUGAAGAGGCCGCUGCUGCCGUGAAACCGGACGAUUUUGCGCUCUACUACAAGAAUGAGUCUUGCAAAGAAGUACGUCCAUCAAUUCCUCUCUAUCUCGUCCACAGAAUUUGGAAAAACCUGAAAUUACAAGCGCAUCUUACGAAAAUUCCGAGACCAGAUAUGAUGACUGGUUGCAGGCUUGCGUGUUCUAACAUGUUCUUACUUGUUUGGAAGAUAACAGUUGGGUCAAAACGACAUGAAACACGGACUGUUGCGCAAGCGGCCGCAUUCGGAAGCGGUGCGGUGGAGACAGCGGUUGGAAUCGAGGUGGGACCACGACGAACAGCAGAGGUGUUUCAUUUCCCUGUACGACGAUUAGAUGAAGACAAUGGUUCACAAUGGUGGCACGUAGAAAUUGGCAGCAACAAAUUGCAAUCAUUCCGGCAACUGUCCGACCUUGUACGUUGCUAUCACCUGUAUCGGUUCACUGACGCUCGAAGCGGCCGUAUGGAGGUGUUCCCUUUGUGGAAGGGAGGUGUUGUAGACGAUUUCGAGUAG